Molecule: messenger RNA, 2511 nt
Organism: Solanum lycopersicum (tomato)
Lineage: Eukaryota; Viridiplantae; Streptophyta; Magnoliopsida; Solanales; Solanaceae
Product: thioredoxin-like fold domain-containing protein MRL7, chloroplastic
Biological process (GO): chloroplast organization; regulation of DNA-templated transcription
Cellular component (GO): chloroplast stroma
Source: RefSeq, a predicted model, not a curated record
UAAAAGCUAGGCUAGAAAUCACCCUAAACAAUUUUUUCCCCUCUCAAGUAAAAUAAAAAAUAAACCUAAGUUUGGAGCAAAGGUAGGUGUUUUACGAGACAAUAUUGGGUUAUGGUAUUCAUUUGGAUAAAGUUUAGAAAUAUUUUCGCCUCAUGUCAUUAAAAAUAUUUAAUAUUUUUUAUGAAGUUUCAACUUAAAAUAAAUAUUGGCUGUUGUUUUUAUUCAUUUGCUCUGCCCUCCCAUCCUUCAAAAUAAAGUUGAAAUAUUUCUUAUAGGAUUAGAACAAGUAGGGACUGGACAAACGGAACUUGAGAUUUAGCUUCUUCAUUCUCAGGUAGUCCUUUGUUGUAUUUUUAAGAAAGGUAACAAAGUACUUGCGAACGGAUUAUUUAUUAUUGCUAUAAACUUUGAUUCUAUGAUUCACUAACCUUUAGCUCUGCUGUUUGCCAUUGUUGUAAUCAUCAAGUUAUAAACAUAAUUAAUGCACUGUUGGUUGCACUUGUACUGUAUCGACAGUCUGGUAACUUAUGCACACAACCUGUUUGAUUAUUUGCUCAUUAGACUUUUAUCCCUCUAUGCUUCAAAUAGGUAACCUUUUAACUGUAGCCAGAAGCAGACUUAGGAUGUUAAGCCCGUCCAUGGUGGAGUACCACCCAUCUAUACCACUAUUUAGUGUCGGUGGGUGACAAUGCUGACUUAGUUCAAUACAUUUUUGUAAAAGUGGGCUAGUAGUACUGUGCUCAACAAUUCAACAUCAAUGUUAUGGCUUCUACAGUUGACUUUGUUUAACUACAUUUUGAAUGUUAUGCUAGUCUUUUUCUGUUUGUCUUUUAGUUAUGUACAUAAGAAUAUGGAGUGGAUGUUUUCUAUUUUGUGUUUUGUAGAAAGGAGUUUGAUAAAAUCUGUUCUUAAUUUUGAUUGGUGUUAUCGACAGGUUUUUUAUAUUAGGAGUUAUCCCUAAUAGAGAUUUUGAUUUUCCAGGCGAAGUAGUUAAGCGAGGGAAGAUGGUCAUCCAUUCUGCAUUAAAUCUUAACUUUUGUGCUAUUUCAUCACUCUCUGCACUCAAAGCAGGGCAACAUUGUAGUUCUUGCUCUUUUUCUAACUUCCUAUUGCCGCCUCCUUUGAAACGUUUGACUUGCUUUGCCACUUCAAAAAAGUCUGAAGAGGAACAUGUGUCUGAUCCUAAGAAUAACUCUGGUUCAAGGUCUAGAAAAGCUAUAAGGUCCCGGGAAAGUAAAGUAACUCAUAACGAAGACAAAGAUUCUGCCAAGAUCUUCCCAUCAACAAUCCCUAAAAAGCCAAGGCGUGGUCGCAGGAGCGAAGCAGCUGCAGUUGAGGAUUUUGUUCGUGAUUCAUUAGAAAAGACAUUUGCCUCUAUCCGAGAGCAGAACUCUGAUAUGAUGAAAGAUACCGAGAAUAUCCUCAAAGAUAGGGUUGAUGAUGACACUGAGUCUGAUGAAAGUAGUGAUGAUGAAGAUGACAGCAGUAGGGAUAAGAAAGAAAAGAAAAUGAUCAUUGAGGAGGAGGAUCCAAAUUGGCCUCUGGAUGCAGACGUUGGAUGGGGAAUUAGAGCAUCAGAGUAUUUUGACAAGCAUCCAAUAAAAAAUGUUAUAGGAGAAGAUGGAGUUGAGAUCGAUUGGGAGGGGGAGAUUGAUGAUUGCUGGGUGAAGGAAAUCAAUUGUCUUGAGUGGGAGAGCUUCGCUUUUCAUCCCAGUCCCCUCAUUGUACUUGUUUUUGAGAGAUACAAUCGGGCUAGUGACAACUGGAAAGCUCUUAAGGAGCUGGAGAAAGCAGCCAAGGUGUAUUGGAGUGCCAAAGAGCGCUUGCCUCCUCGGACUGUGAAGAUUGACAUUAAUAUUGAGAGGGAUCUAGCCUAUGCGCUUAAAGUCAAAGAAAGUCCACAGAUAUUGUUCUUACGAGGAAACAGGAUACUAUACAGGGAAAAAGAAAUUCGUACAGCUGAUGACUUGGUUCAAAUGAUAGCAUAUUUUUACUACAAUGCGAAAAAACCUUCAUGCAUUGAUGAUGCAGCUUUAUCUCAACAGUCUUAGUCAACGGAGCACGUCGCAGAUUAAGAAAGAGGCAGUGGAGCAUGGAUCUAUCCCUGUAUAACUGGAACCAAUUGUGGUCGUUUUGUCACUGGAAAACAAUUGACCAAUUGAGGGCAGAACCUUAGAAGAAUGACUGGUUGAAACGAGAUCAUGGUACUGCUCGCUUGAUGCUUGCAGGUGCUGAUGUAAUUAGCAAGUGGAAGGUUGAAGAAAAAGGUUAUAUCCUAUAAUGUGCUUAAAUUAGUGCCACAUUUAUUACUAUAUAGAAGAGGAUAGUUGGAAAGAGAACACUCAGUUGCAUGAUCUUACUUUAGUUCUAUUUGCUUGUUUACAUAUCAUACUAGCCCUAGAUGUCUAUAAAUUACUUUCUGUAUUUAAUUAGAAAAGUUCAUGCAUCUUCUGUUACUUGUAUCUUGACCUUGCUGGCUAUAACUAAAUUAGAGUUAUUGUUUUCGGGGGA